CUCAAAUUGCUAAAGGCAAGGAGAGGAACUGAGGUUUGUGAGCACUGUGGCUUGCAUUUCCUGUUUCAGCAGGCUGUGUGCAAUGAGAACGUCAGUAUAAGAAGAAAAUGGUGAGGAGGCUUAGAACCUCGGCUUGACAGCUCCCUCAGCCGUCUGAGACCAGUGAGACCUGGAGAGGGCUGAAGGCUCUCCUGAAACACUUGACACAGAACCUGGGAUCCGAGAUCCAAGCAGCUGUUCAAGGAAAGUAAGCCAAGCACGACAGGUGCUCGGGAGGCCACCAUGAUCAGCUCAGACUCCAGGUCCUCCCCUGGCUUGGCUCGGUGGGCCGAGAGCUAUGAGGCCAAGUGUGAGAGACGUCAGGAGACCCGAGAGAGCCGCCGCCGCCGCCGCAAUGAGACCACUUGCCGCCAGCCUGGGAAGGUGCUGAGGACCCAAUACAAGGAACAGCUUCAGAGAGCUCGGCAGCUACAGUUCCUCAAAAGGAGAAACCUGGACGAAGAGAAGAAAGGCCAAGUCAGGGAGCAAAGGCCCUCCAGCAAGACAGAUGGAAGAACAGGCCAAGUGUCUCUCCUCGAGGAGUCCUUGCCUGGUGCCAACAGGACCUGUUUCCCCGGACAGCAGGAAACAGGGAUAAGCUCUGAGGUUUCCCCAGCCUUACAUCAUUCCUCCUCAGGCAUCCGGAGGGAUCUGGAUGACCACCAUGCUUCCCAUGGGAGAGCCUUUCCACCACAGGACUCUGACAUCAAGAAGCCACACAGACACCACAGGGGUACCCAGACAAAGGCAGAAGAGGCGUGGCCAACAAGGAAGAAUGAUGCCAGUCAGCAAACCAACUGCGGAGUUGCUGUGCUAGACAAGGAUAUCAUUCAACUCUCUGAAUACCUCAAAGAAGCCUUACAAAGGGAGCUGAUCCUGAAACAGAAAAUGGUGAUUCUCCAGGACCUCCUGCCUGCCCUGAUCCGGGCCUCUGACAGCUCUUGGAAGGGGCAGCUUAAUGAAGACAAACUGAAAGGCAAACUAAGAUCCCUAGAAAACCAGCUCUAUACCUGCCUGCAGAAACACUCCCCCUGGGGGAUGAAAAAGGUACUACUGGAGAUGGAGGACCAGAGAAGCAGCUAUGAGCAGAAGGCCAAGGCUUCGCUGCACAGAGUGCUGGAGGAGAAGAUGCUUGCAGAGCAGCAGCUGCAGACGGCGCAGCUGUCCCUGGCUUUGGCAGAGCAGAAGUGUCUGGAGUGGAAGAGCCAGUACGAGGCUCUCAAGAAGGACUGGAGGACCCUAGGGGACCGGCACAGGGAGCUGGAGAGCCAACUGCAUGUGCUUCAGUCCAAACUACAGGGAGCAGACAGCAGAGACUCACAGAUAAGCCAGGCCCUGCGACUUUUAGAAAAUGAGCACCAGGAGCUGCAGACCAAACUCGAGAGCCUGCAGGGAGACCAAAAGCAGCGGAGCUCUGAGACCCAGGACCUACAAGAUCAACUAAGGAAGUCAGAGGAGGAGAGACAGGCCCUGGUGAACAGAAUACAACAGCUACAGAGUCUGCUUCAGAAUCAAUCCUUACAACUUCAAGAACAGGAGAAACUCUUAAAGAAAGAUCAGGGUUUGCCUGUGUGGAAUCCAAAGCUCUCCCUUGAUGAAUUGAAGCCUGAGGGUACAGAAAAGGAGAAAAUUGAGGAGCUCAGAGACCAACUACAAAAAGAGACAUCUCAGCUCCGGGCCAAGGAAAAGGAGUGCAGAGAGCUGUAUUCGGAAUUAGACAUCCUCAAUGAGAAAUACCUCUCCUGUCUACAUCACUGUCAAGAAGUGCUGAGCCACAGCCAGGAGCCAGCUCCCAGACGGCAGUGUGGCCAAUGGCUCCCGGUGCUGAUGGUGGUGAUUGCUACAGCACUGGCUGUGUUCCUGGCAAACAAAGGCAGCCUGGUCAUCUGAAGAACUUCUGGCAUCUAUCUGAAGUAAAAUUCAGAAGCAACGAA
This is a messenger RNA of Grammomys surdaster, 1973 nucleotides long. RefSeq names its product TRAF3 interacting protein 3 (gene Traf3ip3). NCBI's taxonomy places the organism in Eukaryota, Metazoa, Chordata, Mammalia, Rodentia, Muridae. The transcript has 16 exons. The record is from RefSeq and is a predicted model, not a curated record. Bases 283 to 1929 code for a protein of 548 amino acids.